Messenger RNA from Paramecium pentaurelia, 134 nucleotides. NCBI's taxonomy places the organism in Eukaryota, Ciliophora, Oligohymenophorea, Peniculida, Parameciidae. The record is from the annotation of a GenBank genome assembly.
CAAUGGUGGAAUAUCCUGAAAAAGAAAAUUAAGAAAAUACAUUAGAAGGUUUAUAAAAAUAUUAGUUUUAUUUAGAGGUUUUUAUAUUAAAUAAGCUGUUAAUGAUAAUAAUGAUAAUUAAUGCAUCCAAUUGA